AAGGAGCCAUCAAAGAAGGCUCAGUUUUUAUCAGUCAACGACUACUGUUUAGAUCCUCCAUCCAUCGUUGAAUCUCACAAAUCAUUCAUAAAAGACUGGUCUUAAUUUCUGGGUUUCGUUCUUCUUCCUCAAUCUCCAAUGGGUCGGAAGCCAAACGAAUCCGAACCCACACGAUUAGCUUCUUUGAUCCUUCUCUUGUUGGGUUUAGGUUCUUGUUUGGCAGCGUACAUAUUCGCCACGGCAGCACUGAGACCCAAAUACUCGUCACCGGAGGUUGAGGGAGAAAGUAAAUGGGUUGGUUUAAUCGAAAAAGGCGGCGAGUGUUGUAAAGGAGUCGAGAAUUUGGAGUUAUGGGGAACUGCAGUGAAGUGGGGUACCGAUUUCAAGUUCAAUUCAUCUGAGGAAUGUUGUAAAGCUUGUAAAGCUAUGUGUACUGGUAAUGAUGGACCUUGUUUGUGUGAUAGUUGGGUUUUUUGUGGGAAUCGUGAAGCUUGUGGGAAUCAAUUUGGUGAGUGCUGGUUGAAGAAACAGAAGGAUACAUUGGUUCCUGAAAAGCAAGAUUCAGGAAAGAAAAAUAGUUGGACAUCCGGCAUCAUUUUUGGAAAAGGAGAGGGCAUUGUUGGUUUGGAAACAGAAUAUGGAACACUUCACAUGAAGCUUUAUCCUGACUGUGCCCCAAGAUCAGUGGUUUACAUCCUCCAAUUGUUGGGCCUACGACACUGUGCAGGCUGCAGAUUCUAUCGCGCUGAAAGCCGUGGACGAUCAUGGGAUUCCGAUGGGAACCAUAUAAAAGAUGCUCCCUAUGGUCCUCCAUUUGGUCUGAUUCAAGGAACCCUUGAAGCUCAAGGAAACCCUUUUACUGACAUACCAACAGAAGCCUGCCCAACAAUUAAACGUGGUUCGGUUGCAUGGGUCGGGUCUGGUCCCGAAUUCUUCAUAAGCCUGGCAAAUCAUCACGAGUGGCAAGGAUCGUACAUUGUAUUUGGUUCGGUUUUGGCAGAAGACAUGGGGAUUGCAGAGAGAAUCGCAGAGCUUCCAACGAAGGCGGAUGUUUGGAAUAAUGUGAAUGUGUCGGUGUUGGAGAAUUCAGUUUCGAUUAAGGUUUCGAGGAUGAAAAAAGAACAUGGAGACUUGAAUGUGAAUGAAAAUGUUGGAUCUUGAUGGAUUUUUUUGAAUGUUAUAUUUGAACAAAUCAUUUUGGUUCCAUAUUUUUCAUAUCAUAUAUAGAUAGACAGAAUGUUAACUACUUACAAUUAUCUU
Messenger RNA from Impatiens glandulifera, 1260 nucleotides. RefSeq lists its product as uncharacterized. NCBI's taxonomy places the organism in Eukaryota, Viridiplantae, Streptophyta, Magnoliopsida, Ericales, Balsaminaceae. The record is from RefSeq and is a predicted model, not a curated record. The transcript has 5 exons. Bases 139 to 1161 code for a protein of 340 amino acids. Gene Ontology annotation, biological process: protein peptidyl-prolyl isomerization. Gene Ontology annotation, molecular function: peptidyl-prolyl cis-trans isomerase activity.